CGGAAGUGCCCGCCCCGGCCCCGCCUCCGCCCCCUGCCUUGAGUGAGCUGGGUGUUUCCUGCCUCUCAGUCCGGAUUUGGAGACUCCGGUGUCCUCCGACUUUUCAUGGAAGAGAUGUCAGGAGAAAGCGUGGUGAGCUCAGCGGUGCCAGCGGCUGCUACCCGCACCACUUCCUUCAAGGGCGCCAGCCCCAGCUCCAAGUACGUGAAGCUAAACGUGGGGGGGGCCCUCUACUACACCACCAUGCAGACGCUCACCAAGCAGGACACCAUGCUGAAGGCCAUGUUCAGCGGGCGCAUGGAAGUGCUCACCGACAGUGAAGGCUGGAUCCUCAUCGACCGCUGCGGGAAGCACUUCGGGACAAUCCUCAACUACCUUCGCGACGGCGCUGUGCCCUUGUCCGAGAGCCGCCGGGAGAUCGAGGAGCUGCUGGCGGAGGCCAAGUACUACCUGGUGCAGGGCCUGCUCGAAGAGUGCCAGGCGGCCCUACAACAGAACAAAGACACUUACGAGCCCUUCUGCAAGGUGCCUGUCAUCACAUCCUCCAAGGAAGAGCAGAGGCUCAUAGCAACGUCAGAUAAGCCGGCCGUGAAGCUGCUCUACAAUAGAAGUAACAACAAGUACUCCUAUACCAGCAAUUCCGACGACAAUAUGUUGAAAAACAUCGAACUGUUUGAUAAGCUCUCCCUGCGCUUCAAUGGGAGGGUCCUGUUCAUAAAGGAUGUCAUCGGGGAUGAAAUCUGCUGUUGGUCAUUUUACGGCCAGGGCCGAAAAAUCGCUGAAGUCUGUUGUACCUCCAUUGUCUACGCCACCGAGAAGAAGCAGACCAAGGUUGAGUUCCCUGAAGCCCGCAUUUAUGAGGAGACCCUGAAUAUCUUGCUGUAUGAGGCCCAGGAUGGCCGAGGACCUGACAAUGCCCUCCUGGAGGCCACAGGUGGGGCAGCUGGACGCUCGCAUCACCUGGAUGAGGACGAGGAGCGGGAGCGGGAGCGGAUUGAGCGAGUGCGGAGGAUCCACAUCAAGCGCCCAGACGACCGGGCCCACCUCCACCAGUGAGCAGGCGGGAGCAAGCCUGCCUUCCACCCUCCCUCUGCCCCUGCCCCCUCAGACCCUGUGCAGGCUUUGGGGCACCUCCCACUUCCCCUGGAGUCUGAGACACUUUUGUAACAAGUCAGAUGAUUAUUUUGUUAUUUCUUGACAAAGCAGAUUGCUUCUGUGUUGACCCAGGUGUGCACCCCUUCUGAACAAGCUGUGUCUAAGGGGGGCCCCACUUCGGAGCCUGGCUUUCUGGGCUCUUGGAGGAAAAGUAUGAGUGAGUCUGGCGUGUGUGUGAGAACCUUUGUUGCAUAUUUAUUUUUAUGGUGUUGACUAUUAGGGCUCCUUAGGCGACUUAAGGACUUAGUGUGGCAGUUUUGAGGGACUGUGGGGUUGGCAGCCAGUCACCAAGGUGUCUGUGAGCAGCCUGGCCCGUUGCUUUCCUGGGGAUCAGCUCUGUAUGCGGUUUGUGACUGGCGCCCCUUGGUCAGCAGUGGAAGGGGGACUGAGUGUGCCCAAGCCUGUCCAGGGUCCCUCAGUGCAGCGGGCACGCUGCCAGCCAGGGAGCAGACCAGUUCCUGGCAGUGGGCUGCUCUCUCGGCUGUGGUACCAGGUCAGGACACUACGGAGUUUGCAGUGACUCCUGUGGUUUCCCCUCAGCUCCCGUCAGGUGGUUUCUGUGCAGAAUAGAGUAGGUGUGCAGAUACCUUUGGGUCUUGUUUGUGUUCAGGGAAUGUGUGUGACUGUUGGGGACGUGUGACUGACUGUAGGGCGCAGGCGCUCAGGAGGACGACUGCCCGUUAGCUCCAGUCUGCUCUGCGCAGAGGAGCUGCGGAUGAAGGGCGGUUGAGUAGACGAGUUCCAUGGUUAGGUGAGUGGUGGGAUGGAUUGCUGCUUGAUAGGGAAAGUGUUGCUGUUUUUGACCAAAGGUAUUGAUUGAGGGGGUGAUCUGACAUGUUUUAAAACGUUUCUAUUUUGCGACGACGGUUUGAACAGCUCGCUUUGUACGUGACAGUUGUAUGCCUUUAAAGCUUUUUCUUGUAUCUGACAGCAAAGCCUACAUAUGAUAAAUGUUCACACAGUCCCGACUGGAUCGAGGAACCACAUAUGGGGUACAUGCUUUUUAACGGUGUGGGGUGAACUUUUGUAUAAAGAGCCGAGAAAGGGAGAUUACAGAUCAUGUUUCCUACGUUUUUAUACUGUUUGUCUUCAACGUCAGCUAAACUGAAUGUCAGUCCUGGUGUCUUCUGUAGGAAUGGGAAAGCCAUGAUCCACCGUUUAAGUUCCUGUGCAGAACGGCCGAGCAGCACAAUCUGACUUGCCUGGGCCUCUGGCCUUAGGUUACUGGUUUGGCAGCUUUCUCUACCUUCCUCUAGCCUCAAACCUGUGCCUGUAGCUCUGUGCCUCCACUCCCAGGGGUAGGAACAGACGUAGCGAACAUUCCAUGGUGCCUGAAACCCAACCAGCGCCCAUCUCCAAAGCUCUGCCUCAGGUCCCACUGCUGGCGUGAAGGGCGGUAGUCAGCGUUUCCAGGUCACCAUCCAGUGAGUCGCUGUGAGAAGAGUGAACUUUGCACGCUAAGGGCUCACAAUUCACUGUCGGGGGGGGGGGGGCCUGCACCCUGCACCCCAGCAGGUCUGACACAGCUUCCUGUUGCCUGCUGUGGAAGAUGGGCUGUCUGACCUCUCUGGAGGCUCAGAUCCCAUCCAAGGGCCACGUCCCAUACCUGCUUCUCAGUGUUGGCGUUCAGCCCUCCCCAGAGUGCGUGCAGGCCAGAGGGCUCCAUUCAGUCCCUGGUCACAGAGUCACAUCACUACCUUCCUGCCUCUGCACUAUAAAACCAUGCUGGGAGUUUUAGAAGUGCUCACUCUUGUACAAGCGUCUGCGGACACAUGUAAAAUAAACGUUAAACUCUGCUUCUCCUC
Messenger RNA from Rattus rattus (black rat), 2960 nucleotides. It is a transcript of the gene Kctd10, whose product is annotated as potassium channel tetramerization domain containing 10. Gene Ontology annotation, cellular component: Cul3-RING ubiquitin ligase complex. Gene Ontology annotation, biological process: protein ubiquitination; negative regulation of Rho protein signal transduction; protein homooligomerization. Gene Ontology annotation, molecular function: protein binding; ubiquitin-protein transferase activity. The record is from RefSeq and is a predicted model, not a curated record. Lineage: Eukaryota; Metazoa; Chordata; Mammalia; Rodentia; Muridae. Bases 106 to 1056 code for a protein of 316 amino acids. The transcript is spliced from 7 exons.